AUGGCAGGAUUAGGCGAUGCCCCUCUUAUGCAGUAUAUCGCCGUCCCAGCCGUAUGUCUGUUGAUAACUUUUCUCGGCUUCUUCUCGCAGUAUCUUUUCCACUACUCGACAACGCUCGAUCCCGGCCCUCCCUCGCGCAAGGAGACGAUUACCUUCAACAUCUUACUUGCCGCCUUAUACUACACCUACUUCAAGACCGUCUCCGUUGAUCCCGGCCGCUAUGUCUUCGCGGACCGAGUCCUUGAGGUCGAUGACAAGAAGCAGUGGUGCAGCAAGUGUGAGGCCCCGAAGCCUCCGCGCGCCCAUCACUGCCGUCACUGCCAGCGAUGCAUCCCCAAGAUGGACCACCACUGCCCCUGGACCAAUAAUUGCGUCUCCAUGACCACGUUCCCCCACUUCAUCCGCUUCCUUAUCUACGCCAACCUUUCCCUGUGGAUGAUGGGCUACCUGCUAUUCCAGCGCUUCUACCCGCUAUGGGAGUCGCGAAACCUACCGUCGUAUCUGGGUCCCAGUCUCCUGGCUCUUGUUUCCCUGUCUGCUAUUUCAGUCGUGGGCUUCUUCACAUCAGUCGCCCUCUUCAUCAUGCUGGUAACCACAGCUAAGUCCUGGUUGACGAAUCAGACCACUAUUGAAGGAUGGGAGGUAGACCGCCACGAGGCUAUCGCCGAGCGCGGCGGUCGUGACUGGUGGGACAUUACUGGGCCCAACGGGAAACCAAUUCGCUUCGAGAAGAUCGAGUUCCCUUACGACAUUGGCUUCUUUGCAAACAUGGCACAGGCUAUGGGCACCAGCAACAUCCUUUGGUGGUUCUUCCCCUUUGCCAGCAACCCCAAGAUAGGCGAGGAUGGCACUGGUAGCGGAUGGACAUGGGAGGAGAAUGGGUUCAAUCGCAUGAAGGGCAUGUGGCCGCCCCUAGAUCCGGAGAAGAUUCGACGCGCCAACCGCACGUGGCCCGGUGCCAGAAGGGACUACGCAGCCGAGCUAAAAGAGCUGGAUAUAGGUCCUGAAGAGAGGAAAGAAGCCUUCAGGCAGCGACAGGAGCAGGACCUGGAGCGGAGGAAGAAAUUAGUGGCCGAGCUAGAAGAGGUGGACAGCAACUUUGAAUUUGUAAAUGGCAGCGAUAGUGACGAUGACGACCACAGCGAUAACGAUGAUAAUCGUGGCUUUGAUGGAGCCCCAGGCUGGACCAACUCGGAUGGCGAACGUCUGCGCGAUUAUGGCGUAGAUGAAGAGGCAGAGGACCUGGCCGACGACAACAUCCCCCUCGCAGAACUCAUACGGCGCCGCAAAGGUUUCCAGUAUGAAGCAACAACGCAAGAAUGA
Geosmithia morbida is the source of this 1323-nucleotide messenger RNA. Its product is annotated as palmitoyltransferase. NCBI's taxonomy places the organism in Eukaryota, Fungi, Ascomycota, Sordariomycetes, Hypocreales, Bionectriaceae. Gene Ontology annotation, cellular component: endoplasmic reticulum membrane; endoplasmic reticulum; Golgi apparatus. Bases 1 to 1323 code for a protein of 440 amino acids. Gene Ontology annotation, molecular function: protein-cysteine S-palmitoyltransferase activity. Gene Ontology annotation, biological process: protein targeting to membrane; peptidyl-L-cysteine S-palmitoylation. The record is from RefSeq and is a predicted model, not a curated record. The transcript has a single exon.